UUUUUAGCGGAUUUUUAAAAUUGUACGCUUACUAGGAAAUCUUGGUGGUUUCUGAGACUUGGAGUACGAACUUAGCUGAUAUCAUCCAUCCGACACAACCAAAUUUCAAUAUGGCAUGUUAUGAGAAUUCUUUUACGAUGGACAUUGGUCUUCUGGCAGAACUCUCCAGAGAACUAAAAGAUAGAAUUUGUGCUGACACCUUUCGAAAGCUCCAGAAGAAAACGGACAGAGAAUUAUUUCAUGUGAACAGUGAAGUGGACAGAGUUCUGAGGAAUGAAUCAUAUAUAAAGUCAAGACUCUAUCCGUUGAUAGACGUUCUUCAAGAAAACCACAAGAGAAGUAUGAAAAUAAAAAGCAUUCUGUGGAAUCAAAAAGAAUUUUUACCUGCCAGUCGGAAAAUGAACAAGUACUUGGAUAAAUGUCGACUGAAUAAGUCAGUUGGAUUGAAACAUGUCAAUGAGAAAUGUUUACCGAGCAAAAGUGAAACAGCUGGACACCCUGAGAAACGAUUCAGUGCUUCUUUUGGAUGCAACUACAUUCACAGUGAUACCAAUAAGAGCUAUCCUAUAAAUACAAUGAUACAAUCAGCUCCCCCCAGGAUGACUUCUGAUAAACUUUUAACGGCGAAACUUAUAACUGAUCGAAAUUUUAAUACCUUGAGAAGUUUUAAUUCCAAUAUGAGUGAAAUGUUUUUAAGUGAGAACAGGCAGUCUAAUUACGAACGUGUUAUCGAAAAAGCCAGAGUACAUGAACAUUUCACAACACAAUGGCGUCCAGAACCUGAUCCUUUGAGUUGGAAGAAAAUACAGUUUACAAAUAUAGACAGUGAAGUCAGAAGCAGAAGUAGGUAAGUUGCUGUCAGAAAUCAGAAAUGUCUAAUUGUUAAUAAAUCUACAAUUAUCAUGGAGAAAUCCCCCUGUUUUGAUCACACUAUAAUCGCCAACUUCAUAACUUUGAAAAGUACUUUUUGUGACUUCCUGAAUUUUUAAGAUAUUUAUUGUAGAACUCUCAACUUCAUUAACAUGUCUCUCAGUAUCAAUAUGAUACUGAUAUCUCUAAAUGGUCGUUUAUUGCAUCAGCUGUAUAUCCAUACGACCUGAUUAAAAUCUGUAGGUUAGUUGUACAAUGUCUUUCCAAGGCCAAAUCACGUGAUACUAUCGUUUAAGAAACAGUCACUAGUGUGAUAGGGAAUCUUAAAUUCAUUACUGAUUACCAACUAAAUUUCACAAGAAGUCGGAGUUCAUUUAUAAGUUCAAAUUUUUUCAACACUUCAAUUGUGAAAUAUUUAGAUGACAAAUAAUACUUAGAAUUUUUCAUACUAGAUAUUUCCUUGUUUCUCGUUUUUCACCAUGGUUACCUGAACGUUUCAUCACUAAGCAGGGCAAGUUUUUGGAAGAUAAAUUCCUUCCUGAGUUCAUGUCCCACACUGCACAAUUAUUGGGUUAUAGGUGUUUAUCAAGUUAAUGAAACGAGUAACACAUCGUUGACAUAUUUUUAGUUUGAAUUGCCGUAUUGAAAAACCGAUUAGUUUUCGAUAUAGCUGCUGAAGGACUUUGGCUUCCUUUUACAUCAGCCCAUAUUUUUU
Molecule: messenger RNA, 1585 nt
Organism: Trichobilharzia szidati
Lineage: Eukaryota; Metazoa; Platyhelminthes; Trematoda; Strigeidida; Schistosomatidae
Source: the annotation of a GenBank genome assembly